This is a messenger RNA of Zychaea mexicana, 1219 nucleotides long. Its product is annotated as alpha/beta hydrolase fold-domain-containing protein. Lineage: Eukaryota; Fungi; Mucoromycota; Mucoromycetes; Mucorales; Lichtheimiaceae. The transcript has 4 exons. Gene Ontology annotation, molecular function: hydrolase activity. The record is from RefSeq and is a predicted model, not a curated record. Bases 44 to 1024 code for a protein of 326 amino acids.
CCCGAUUUUCUAUCAUUCUCACUGAUUUUUAUUGUGCAUCAGCAUGCCCUACGACGACUACCAAUUGCUUCUGCCAGUAUACGAAGAAUCCUUGAAAAAGUAUCCAGAUAUCGGCGUAGAAAAGCACACUCCCGGGCAAGUUCGCGCAUUAUUGGAAGCACCAGGCGCCAGUCCUCCUGAUUCGAUCGUCGAAGACCUAUCCAAGCUCGUUGUCGUCGAAGACAAAAAGAUUACAGAGAAUGGUGUGAAGUUGACAAUUGUGCGACCGGUUCACGGUGAUGACAAUGUAUUGCCAGUUAUUCUUUUCCUGCACGGUGGUGGAUGGAUGCUCGGCACUUAUGAAACAUACAAGUGGAUAGUGUUUGAACUUGUUGUACGAUCCAAUGCAGCGGUCGUCUUUGUUCACUACUCGCUUAGCCCCGAAGCACGGCAUCCAGUAGCUCUUGAAGAGUGCUAUGAUGCUUUAUCGUGGAUUGUCGAUACUGAUUCCUCAAGCCAUCAAUUGGAUUCCAACCAGAUCGCUGUACUCGGUGAUAGCGCUGGCGGACACUUGAGUGCUGCCCUAGCAGUCCUCGAUAAAAAGCGCAGUGGCGAUAAUUCAACAAGAAUCAAGUGCCAGGUGUUGUACUAUCCAGCUACACACGCUGGUUGCGACACCGAAUCUUACUCCAAGUUUGGCCAAGGACACUUCUUGACCAAGGACGCCAUGAAAUAUUUUUGGGGACAUUUCAUUCCGAACGAAAAGGACCGAUUUGAAAGCACAGCUUCACCUCUGGAAACACCCGUUGAAGAAUUGACCGGUGUAGCUCCUGCAUUCGUUGUCACUGCUGAAGCAGAUGUGUUAAGGGACGAAGGCGAAGCAUACGCCCGCAAGCUGAUGCGAGCUGGCGUACCUGUGGUGGCAGUACGCGCAUUGGGCGCUAUGCAUGGUUUCAUCGGUAUUGACAGGACAGGCGAUUUGGUAAAUUCUAUCUUGGACCAGACUAUUUGCUAUUUGACUCGACAGUGGAAUAGAAAAGUGUAGUCUAUCUUUGUACAUGUUUGCAUAGUUCUCCCGCGCCUCCUUUCUUUUUUAAUUGAAUGUUCCACGCUUUUUUUUUGCGUUGCUGCCAACUUUUCUGUAUGUUUACUGUAUCUCGUCGUAUUCUGUAAAACCAGUAUGCGCUUCUGUCUCUUGACUCGCAUGAUCUCCCUCACUAUGUAUGAUAUAUUAUUUCAU